GAAUAUUGACAGAUAUCUACAGCUUCAUUCAUAAUAAAUUGUUCAUGUACUGGUAGUCCUCUCCUUUGCAUUUUUGAAUAAUAAUCGUUCCAGUAAGGUUUUAUGCUACCACAGGACACAGGGGUUCUAGCACAAACUAGAGUUCUGAGUGUUUUAUUAAUCUUCACGUGGUUAUCUAACAAUAGUACUUGGCCUCUAGUGACUUGGAAUGACUUGUUGAGAGCACAGUAACCUGCAUGUCUUUCCUGAAACGUCAUUUGAGUAUAGGAAUCUCGCCUUUUCACUUCUCCGUGUACUGAAAAAUUUCGGUAUCCAAUAAAUAAGAAAUUUCUAGGGUCAACAGGCAUUAUUCAUCUCACAUGCUACAGGCACUGCAAUUAGGCCAAGCGUUGUCAACAAUUAAAAUGUCAGAGACAGAGUUGGACAAUUCCAAAGCCCAACCUAAUGACCUUAUGGUACGCAUCAACCAGCUGCUUGAUACGAAAGAGAAAGCUGCAAAAAAACCAGAAAGUCGUCCAUCUCAGGACUAUCUCAUGUACACCCCACCUCCAGAGACCAACGAAAAACAUUCUUGGGUCAGUUGUCCAACAUUUGGGGGAAUCGGAACGCCACCAAAUUCUAGAACGCCAAGUCCCAUUAGUUUUGGUACUUUUGAAGAACAUAUGGCGCCAUUUAGCUCGAUUGGCUUUCAACCCAUAACAACGCCGUUUUAUCCAUUUGCACAAAUGCCACCAACUCCCGACUUCAACUCUCCAUUUCAUCAAAUCACCGGUUCCCCAAACCCCAUAAUUACGAGAAGAAACCUCCCUAUGACCCCAACAUCGCCCCCUGGUGACAUGAUGCAUUCGAAUUUGCUUAUGGACCCAAGGUGGAGCAGCCUCAGUCAUCUCUAUGGCUCUGCACAAGACUUUCUGGAAGCCGAACGACGGUUCUCAUCCCAAAGUGAAGCAGAACUUAAUGAACCAACAUACACGUGGAGUGGAAGGUUGCCACCGAGAAAUCACAAAAACCCUGUCUAUUCAAACAAAGUUUUUCUUGGUGGAGUGCCUUGGGAUAUAACAGAUGUUGGUCUGCAACAAGCUUUUCGCCCGUUUGGACCUGUUCAAGUCGAAUGGCCAGGGAAAGACAGCAAACACAAUGCACAGAUGCCGAAAGCAUUUAUUUCCUCCCCUCCAAAAGGCUAUGUCUACCUGCUGUUUGAAAGCGAAAAAUCAGUCAAGGCUCUUUUGGCAACUUGUACGCACGACUGCAGCAACGGAGGAGACUGGUAUUACAAAAUAUCAAGCAGACGAAUGCGCUGCAAAGAGGUGCAAGUUAUUCCGUGGGUUCUAUCAGACAGUAACUUCAUGCGCAGUGCGUCACAGAAACUUGAUCCAACCAAGACUGUAUUUGUAGGUGGCCUGCACGGAAUGAUUAAUGCAGAAGCCUUAGCAUCUCUGAUGAAUGAUCUUUUUGAUGGUGUCGUCUACGCUGGUAUUGAUACUGAUAAGCACAAGUAUCCGAUCGGCUCCGGUCGUGUGACCUUCAAUAACCACCGAAGUUUCAUGAAGGCUGUCCAAGCGGCAUUCAUAGAAAUUCGAACCCCAAAAUUCACGAAGAAGGUUCAAAUAGAUCCAUACUUGGAGGAUUCCAUGUGUGGAACGUGUCACAUCAACCCAGGACCCUUUUUCUGUCGUGAUCCACAGUGUUUCAGAUACUUCUGUCGUUCCUGUUGGGCUUGGCACCACUCUAUUGAGGAGUUACGCAUACACAAGCCAUUGACCAGGCACAGUAAAGGCAGCAUGUACAUGUAAAGCGAACAUAUCUAGUACA
Messenger RNA from Rhopilema esculentum, 1812 nucleotides. Its product is annotated as cytoplasmic polyadenylation element-binding protein 1-B. Gene Ontology annotation, molecular function: mRNA regulatory element binding translation repressor activity; translation factor activity, RNA binding; ribosome binding. The record is from RefSeq and is a predicted model, not a curated record. Lineage: Eukaryota; Metazoa; Cnidaria; Scyphozoa; Rhizostomeae; Rhizostomatidae. Gene Ontology annotation, biological process: negative regulation of cytoplasmic translation. Gene Ontology annotation, cellular component: cytoplasm; neuron projection; synapse.